GGCGUGUGUCGGGUGGCGGCGUGCCGGGCGCUGUCGUCGCGACGCCCGGGCCAUCGGCAGCAGCUCGUCGGCUUUCGGUCGGCUUUCGCGGAGGAUGUCGAUGCCUCGCGUGGCGCGCCCUUCGGGGGGGUGCCUGCCAAAGAAGUGUCUCCCACGGUACGUUACGCGUGUACCGAUAACGACUACUCUCUCCAGUUUCGUUUCGUCGAUUUUUGUUUUCAAAUCUUUUUAAGAAUUUGCGAGUUUAUCCGAAAGUCUCGGUGAAUGCGAAGAAAUGAAAUACAAAUAGAGAGAUAAAGAGAGAGAAAGAGAAAGUGAGAGAUAGAGGAAUGUAUUGAGAUAAAACAAAAGAAAAAAGAAAAAAGUAGUAAUAUAGUAAUAGAGUUAUACACGUUAACAAUUGUAAACAAAAAUACGAGACUCGAAGAAAAGUACGCGUGCGUGUACUAUAUAUGUGUAUGUAUGUGUGUGUGCGUGCGCGCGCGCGCGCGUGUGUAUGCGUAUAAUAUAAUAUCGUGAUAGCGAUAGUAGUAAUAGUAUAAUAGAAUUCGUAGUAAUAAUAGUAAAAUUUUCUUCCCACGAAUUUUUUUGAAUUAUUUUGUCAUCCACUAUUUGAGACGUUCUUGACGUUUUAUCUAUUUCAUUUUGGAAGAGAAAAGAGAAAGGAAAGAGAGAGGGAGGGAGAGAGAGAGAGAGAGAGAGAGAGAAAGUAAAACGUAGAUAAUAUGGAGCAACGGCGAAUCGGAAAAGUGGAGGGAAGCUGACGGAUCCUCGUACGCCGCGCUCGUCCUUGAACGGCUUGAAUGGACACACGGUAGUGGAUGAAAGUGAAAACGAAACUGACCGUACACCGGGGGCGGCGUGGGAGGUGGAUUCUCUGUGAUAUGGAGAACGUCGACAGGACGACGAAUCCUUCGACGACUUCCUCUGUAGCGAAUAUUUCUCUGACACACACGGGGGUCGUCCGACGAGGAAACAUUUGCCACGUAUACGACUCGUAAAACGUUCGAAGAAGCGAAGGGUCCAACGUAGAAUGGCGUUCUGAACGAUGUCGUACGUACGGUGGAACGUUCAUUGACGUUCGAACUCCAGCAUCCAGAGCGUGUACAACAACGUUGAUGGACCAUGAAAUGAGGAACUUGCGUUAAUAGGCAAAUGAAUUUUAGAGGCUACAAACUCGGUGGAUCGUGUGUGCAGUGCCACCCUCUUUAGAAUUCCCCGUCUGUGGAGUAAGGAGCUCGUAAAAGACAAAGGGGGUUGGUGUUAGAGAGGGGUGGAUGAGCCAAAGCUUAUGAGAGAGAUAGAAGAGAAAGCAAGAAAGAGAUAUAGAUAGACAAAGAGAGAGAGAGAGGGAGAGAAAGAGAGCUAUUGUCUAGUGGAGGGAUAGAGAUAAAGAGAAAGAGAGAAACAGAAACAGAGAUAGAAGAGAGAAAGAGAAAGGAGAUAAGCAAGAUGGGAGAAAGCUCACCGGAUCUUAGCCUCCGGCUUCGACGUGGAAGUUCGGACUCCCGAGACUCCUUCUAUAUGGACUUCGCUCAGGGUAUCGAUUCGGAUAUCGAAGAAGUAGCCAGGCCAGGUGACAAUUGUGACUCGUUGUUAGAGAAUCAGUUGGACGAGAAUGGUUGCGAUCUACCGUUAUUGGAGGAUAUUACGACAAUACCGGAGGAGGCAUCGGAAGAAUUGAGAGAGGAGGAGGAGGCAGCGGCAUUGGAAGCUGCGUCGCGUACCACCGACGUUCCUGUAAUUAGUAUGGAAAUGGAGAAAUCUAGCAUAGGAUCUACGAUGACAACGACAUCGACGUCGAUGACGACUACGACGGCGACGACUACGACGACGACGAUUACGACGACUAUGACUAUAACUAUGACGAUGACGACGACGACGACGAAUACGAUGAUGAUAACAAUGACGAGUACGACAACAGUUAUGACGACAACUACGAGUCCGUCUACAGGUGUUGGAACUUUCUUAACUGCAGCAGCUGCUGCUGCUGCGGCUGCAGGCACGGCUACGAGGCAAGACUGGCCAGGAUUGCCAGCCGCUUUGCCAUCACCGGCCUCGCCAUCUGCGGUAAUCGUUUCGCCGGAAACGCUGUCUAGACACAGUAGUAGCUCACCCUCACGUGCCCAUCGGUCACCUCAGUAUGCACUGGCCCUACCAUGUUCCUCUCAGCCGAUACCAACGGUUUGUUAUCCAGCACCGACCUUCCUCGAGGUUGCCGACGAUCGCAAGUGGAAGAAUCUCGGAUGCGACGCUCUUGCGACGACCCUGAGUGCCCUGUAUGGAAAACUUCUCGUCGUAAUGGGAAUCGCCUUUCCCAUGGCGGAAGUGAUAUCUACCUAUAUACCGCCAUCUUUCUACGAGGCAUUUUACCUUUACCUAUACUUUGGCAGCAUGAUCUUCCUGAUGUACAUGUAUGGUAUGCUACUCAGGGAUGGCAAACCAAAGCCAAAAAAACAGAAGGACGUAUGCGAUUUGGAUUCAUCGAGAUCAUCGAGCGGUGCUGGAGGCGAUAGCGAUGCACCUGAUACAGGAUGUCCUCAUAUGACGGUGAUACGACCUAUACAACAUUAUGGUAGCUUUUAUCUUCGAAUGGGCGCAGUCGCUUUUGGUAUCGGUUCGAUGAUUUAUUCUGGUCUUGAAUUUGGCCAAUAUUUCGAGUUGGAACGUAACACCAAGUGUCACAACAUAAUGCUGGCACUAACACCAGCUACUAGAAUGGCUUUCAUCUUCAUUCAAAUGUACUUCAUAUUUCUAAACAACGAGGAUUUCAUGUUGCAGCAAAUGAAGGUACAUCGUCAUCGGAUAGUCGCGCGUUUCGGUCUGAUGCAUAUGAUCGGUACGAAUCUCUCCGUUUGGUUGAAUGUUUUGGUUCAAGAAACGAAGCACGAGAUUCUCACGUUUUACAAUCCGGAAAACAAUUCUCUGAGGAUUUCACAUAGACUAGGUAUGAAGGGUGGAUUCCAUCUCGGUGGACACAGCCAUGUUCAUCAUGGCGAACAUCUGAGAGUACCAAGAGGAUUGAAGGGUCCUCAUCAUAUGUUCGAAUGUAGAAGAACGAAUAUCAUGGGAUCGUUGGUUCAGGACGCCAGUCCGUUUCUUUUUCCUUGCACGAUAGAGUACAGCUUGAUAUGCGCCGCUAUUUUGUACGUCAUGUGGAAGAACAUAUCUAAAACAAUGUUCGCGAAAACAAUGACUCCUCCGGGAUCUCGUCAUCACGCUCACGCUUACAGAAGAUCGCCGCAUCAUUACAGCGUCGACUGUGCCCGUGCCCACAAGGGUCUCUUCGUCGGCAUUUUUAUAUUGGUGCUAACGAUAAUAUCCUUGAUACUAUUCUUCGUCCUAAUAUCUCGUCCAGAGUUGGUAAGCUUGGCGGUAACGGAAGUAAACAUUUGCGAGUUGACACUUUAUGGAAUGUCUACUCUGGGAACCCUAAUAGGGAUGUUCCAAAUGCGUAAACUUCGUUACGACGGUGGUAGGAAUUUGGAAUUGGACAAUAUACUUUUAGUAGCCGCACAAACUGGUAUGUUCAUCUAUUCGACGUUCACGAUCAUUGGUGGACACUUUACACUACAGAAACACACCGUCUUAGUAUUGGUGACUGCUUUGGCAAGCGUAGUUCAAACCACUUGUCAGACUAUCUUCAUAUUAGACGCUUCGAGAAGAUCGGUAGCUACUGCGAAACAAAUAAGAAGAAAGCCAGGUAGAGAAAUCGUCACAUUUCUUUUGGUGACUAAUCUGGCUAUGUGGGCGAUUAACACGCUUGAAAAAUCACGAGCUGAGUCGCAUCCGGUGCAGUUGCAUUUUUACGGUCUUUGGGCCUGGACCAUAAUAACUCACGUUUCCAUGCCGCUGGCGAUUUUCUACAGGUUUCACAGCACCGUUUGCCUCUGCGAAGUAUGGAAGAGAGCGUACAAGGUGAAACCGACCUACAUGUGACGUAAGGGGUCCCGUGAAGUCGUCUGGAAGACCACGGCCCCUCAACGACCCAGAACCUUGCCGGGCAAACUCGACGCCAUUGCCGAGAACGAUCCGUCAUCGUAUUUCAUUUAAUUGAUACGAUAAUAUUCCUUCGAGACAAAAUUUUCUAAUCGCCUCACAUUUUUUACCCUCAUAUUCCCUUCCCUAUUUUCCACCCUUUCCCCUUCUGUUCCUUUUUAUCUAGUCCUUCGAAGAAAAAGAAUAAUAAGAAGAGGAAAAAGAAAAAAAAGAAACGAAAAAAGCGGAGUAUCUUUCUCGUCGUAUUGCUUUCUAUAUAUAUAGUUUUCAAAAAAAAAAGCUAUAUACAACUUUUACGUUUAUUGAACCUCUUUAAUUCCACAGAAAUAGAUUUAUCUUAUGAGAUAGAGAAAUCGUUCGAUUCAUCGAAAACAAUAUUAUACUUCGUUCAUAGAUUGAAUUAUUGUAGGUAUGAUAGGAAGGAUCGAUCGUAACGAUUCCGAUUGGUAUAAAAUACUCGUUGGAAGCGUCAAUUAUAAUACGACGAGAUAAAAGAUGAUGAUAAGGAUUAUAAAACGGAAGGACGAUUUCGAUUCAAUAUGUAAUAAGUAGGAAUUAUACGAGGAGUGACAGAUCAGUUACGCUUUCCGUAAUUUCUGUUCAAUCGAGAUCCACCAAAUAAUAAUAAUAAUAAUCAUCGGUACAACAAUUUCUUCGCUCUCACGGACAUCCGUCUUCCAAGUAGUACAAACUACAACUUAAAUAGUACUUGUCGCGUCCACGUAUAAGUGAUUUAUCUAAAGAAAAAAAAAAUAAAAAUAAAAUAAAAUGAUCGAAAGAAAAGGAAAUAAAAAUAAAAUAAUUAUUUAAAGGAAUUAUCAGGAUAAUGGUUGGGGGGUUUGCGAUUGAUAGUUGAUUUAGAUAUUUUAAACGUUAGGUCAAAUCCAUUUAGUCGGUUCGUCGUUAUUCAUCGUAAUUAUUUAUUGAACGUUGGAACAAGUCUGGAUGAUAGAUAUCACGUACAUAUUAUCUUCAUAUACAUACAUACAUACGUACAUACAUACAUACAUACAUACAUACAUACAUACAUACAUACAUAUAUACAUAGAGACACGCAAAGAAACAAACAAGAGAUUCUAAAUUAUCGUACAGAAUAUCGUCUGUAUGAUCGUAAUAACGUCAUAGAGUAGAUAGAUAUUCACGUUCGUCCCAUCGAAUGAGAUAGUUCUAUAGCACGAGUCUCUAGUUUAUUCUACGCGCACGUAGAUACACCCUAGGAUAAUAAUAAUAAUAAUAUAUGUAUAAUAUAUUUAAA
This is a messenger RNA of Vespula pensylvanica (western yellowjacket), 5254 nucleotides long. RefSeq names its product proton channel OtopLc-like. The transcript is spliced from 10 exons. Gene Ontology annotation, biological process: proton transmembrane transport. Gene Ontology annotation, cellular component: membrane. NCBI's taxonomy places the organism in Eukaryota, Metazoa, Arthropoda, Insecta, Hymenoptera, Vespidae. Gene Ontology annotation, molecular function: proton channel activity. The coding region runs from base 1453 to 3939 and encodes 828 amino acids. The record is from RefSeq and is a predicted model, not a curated record.